AUGGCAUCGAAUAAGGUUUUUAACGUUGCGAUAUUCUUUGUGGUUUUCAGAGAAUGCUUGGAAGCUGCAAUGAUUGUGUCAGUGCUACUGUCAUUUUUAAAACAAGCCAUAGGAAAGCAUGAAUUUGAGUUAUACAAGAAGCUUCGUUUGCAGGUCUGGCUUGGUGUCGUUGCCGGUUUUGUGAUUUGUUUGGCUGUUGGUGGUGCCAUGAUCGGUGUGUACUAUAGAUACGAGAAUGAUAUUUAUAGUAAUUCUGAGGAUCUAUGGGAAGCGGUGUUCUGUUUCCUUGCCACCAUUAUGAUUAGUUUGAUGGGUAUUUCGAUGUUGAGAAUCAACAAAAUGCAGACCAAGUGGAGAGUCAAGAUUGCUCAAGCAUUAUUGCAGAUCCCUGAGAAAGCAAGAGAUCGUUAUAGGAUGGGUUAUUUGUUGAAGAAGUAUGCCAUGUUCUUCUUGCCGUUUGUCACUGUUUUAAGAGAAGGUUUGGAAGCCGUUGUGUUUGUUGCAGGUGUUGGUCCAAGUAGUCGGGGUGCUGCCGCAACCUCUUACCCACUUCCUGUUAUCGUUGGUCUUUUAGCGGGAUUUACAAUAGGUGCUUUGCUGUAUUAUGGUACUUCUCACUCCUCCAUGCAGGUAUUCUUGGUUAUCUCUACAUGUAUUUUGUACCUGAUCUCAGCUGGAUUAUUCUCCAGAGGUGCUUGGUAUUUGGAAACGUAUAGAUACAACAAAGCUACGGGUGGUGAUGCCUCCGAGUCUGGCAGCGGUAACGGUUCCUACAACAUUAAAAAAGCGGUUUACCACGUCAAUUGUUGCAACCCUGAGAUUGAAAACGGAUGGGACAUCUUCAACGCCCUAUUGGGAUGGCAAAACACCGGCUAUCUGGCCAGUAUUCUUUGCUACAUCCUCUAUUGGGUCGCCUUGAUAUUCAUAGUUUCUCUCAUGAUUUUCGAAGAGAAGAGAGGUCAUCUGCCCUUCCUCAAGAACAAGAGAAUGAGCGACUUCAAUCCGUUCCGUAAAAUGAAGAAGAAACAAGACCUGUCCGUAGAAGACAAAACUGUUUUGUUCUCCAAGGUUGAGAACCUCAAUUUCAACAACGAGGGCCAGAUCACCUCCAAAAACUGA
Eremothecium cymbalariae DBVPG#7215 is the source of this 1119-nucleotide messenger RNA. RefSeq names its product FTR1 family protein. Gene Ontology annotation, biological process: iron ion transmembrane transport. Gene Ontology annotation, cellular component: plasma membrane; high-affinity iron permease complex. The record is from RefSeq and is a predicted model, not a curated record. NCBI's taxonomy places the organism in Eukaryota, Fungi, Ascomycota, Saccharomycetes, Saccharomycetales, Saccharomycetaceae. The transcript has a single exon. Gene Ontology annotation, molecular function: ferrous iron transmembrane transporter activity. Bases 1 to 1119 code for a protein of 372 amino acids.